CAAGAAGGGAGAACGUACAGGCUGUGAAAGCGGCAGUCGCUCGCUCUUUUAGCCCGGCCCUCGGGUGGCGGCCAGUGUGUUCCGGCCUCUUUUUUAUGGAAUUAGGGCUUUAUGCAAGCUCCCUUCGCAGGUAUAUCGGGAGAUGGACAUGCAUGACCUCGUUGUCUAGUCGAGCCACUGCGGUUUACAAUGGCAUUGAGAACAGUACGCACUCUGAGAUAUAAGGAGAACUUUUUCAAAAAAACUUGAUUUUCGUAUGGAAAGACUUCCCUUGGAGACUUGACUCGCGAUAUAAACCUAGUUCCUCAGGGGAACACGUGCCGCCAAUCUUGCGUUUAUGAUGGUAGUCUCCCUGGGUGCUGGGCCGCCGCUUAGAUAGUUCAAGGUUUAAGGAUCUUUCCGAGUCGGGCACCAUGACGAGCCUCAGCGGGCAGCCGUGUAUGCAGCGCCUCCUGCCCCUCGCCUCCUCGGGCCCUUGCUACUCCCGCCAUCACCACAGAUUGCUGCUGUACCUCCUUCUGGUCCUGUCCUGGAAGACUACAGUCUUAACAGGUGCCAAGGGCGUCUCUGUCCACAACGUGACAGUGCCCACCCCGGGCAUUGCCGGCGAGGCAGCGCGGCUGGAGUGCCACUGGAGCCCGGGAAGCAAGGGCUUCUACUCCGUCAGGUGGUACAAGGACGGCGAGCAGUUCUACAGUUUCAUCCCGAGGAACCGGCCGGAGGUCAAGGUCGACCAUAACCUCCCUGGAGUCACCGUCUUCCUGUCUGAGUCGAACGAAUACGUCGUGACGCUGAGGAAGAUUGACCUCGCCUCGCAGGGCGUUUACCGGUGUGAGGUCAUGAGUGAAGCCCCGACGUUUCAGACCUCAUUUGCGUCGGCGAACCUCACUGUCGUUGAUGUCCCGGAGGCGCCGCAGCUCACAGGACUCCAGGACAAAUACACCGUCGGCGACACAUUGCACGUCAACUGCACGGCCAGGGACUCCCACCCGGCCGCCCGCAUCACCUUCCGCGUCAACGGCAGUUUUAUUCAUCCCGGCUCGGGUCGCGUGACGGCCUUCCCGACCGAGGGCGGCGUGGCGAGCGGCAACCCCUACGCCCUCAGCACCACGAGCAGCCAGCUGAGCUUCCCGCUGGGCGAGCACCACGUGCCGGCGGUCACGGUGCAGUGCCGCGCGGAGGUGCUGUCCGUCGCCCGCGCCAACUCCACCACGGUGCGCGUCGAACCCCGCAGCUCCUUCUCCUUCUUCAACGCCGGAGUUCCCCGAUGCUGCCCAGUCCUGUUGCUGGUAGUUGCCCUUUCCGCUCUUACCUACUUGCUGAGUACCUGUUAAACGCCAGCCGGAGGGAAGUACGAGGGACGGGGAAGUAGCGUUCUCCGGCGCCAGGAGUCCGUCAACGCUCUAGUCUGUCCCUCUCUCUCUUUAUCUUUAUAUCUACAAUCGCUCUUUCCACCCCCCCCCCCUCUCUCUCUUUCUCUAUCUGCCUCUCUCUCCCUCUCUCCUGUAACCUUUUCGGUCCAUCUGAUCUUAACAGCGAGAGGAAAAACCUUUGGAAUUUCUGAGACCUCACUGCUACGUCCACUUCCCACGUGAUCUCCCAAGCAGUGCUGGAAGAAGGAUCUACUUCUCCACGGAGGUCUCGCACACUGACGUCACAAGCCGGCUUGCCGUGCUAUGGUCUUUUGCAAAUUAGGUCUAUCAUAGCAGGAACCGUUGCCACGUAGGCUUGCUUAUAUCAGAUUCUUAUCAAUGCCGGUCAGGGUAUGGUUCCCUCUCAUAAUUCUCCGAUCCAGCAACCAGACCAUGAGCAACAGUGUCUUGUGAGAGUAAAGGUGGCUAAGAAUUUGUUUAAUUGUGGAAAACGUGUAGAAAAAAACUCACGCAAAUUGCAAAGAAAGAAAUGAAAAAUAAGAAUAAAUAUUAUUCCAAAACAUUCCGUGUGCAUCAUACUACUUAAAGCCACCGGCAGAACAAACAAGGUGAGCUAUGGUUUUGUACAAACGCCAGCGCUAACAGUGGCACUGAUAUAAUAGAAAUAUCUCCUGUGGACAUCUUACGACACGUGGCUUGCCAGUCCAUACCAGUUAAUGUGGCAGACAUAAGAAGUGUUAAUGUUAUAGCUUAACAGUCAUUUAUUUCAGUUAGGAUGUAGUGAGGUUGGCUGUUGCAUUUCUGACUUGCUUACGAGAAAGAUACGAAAUUUACGCUGUGCUUUAUAAUCAGGAAGAACUGCUCUGCAGACUGACACGCGUUGUGACGAUUUCCGAAAAGCGAGUGAGAGGAACCGGUGAGUCAUUCGCAGGGGCUCCUUCCCUCCCCGAAACGCACGGCGCAGCGUCGGCGGCGAGGCGGCCGAGACCCGCCGUUUCCUGCUCCGAAACAUGUUCCGAAACAAUGCUUCUUCCUCGCCUGCGAUGCACUCCUUCCAUAGGACCUUCUCCAUGCACAUUCCUUCACAUGAUUCAGUGUUUCAUAUAUACAGAUUUUCUUUUUUUUCUUUAUUGUAUAAUGAUUUGUUGCUUUAUACAUACAUUUAUAUACAUAUAUCUAAUGUAUUUGUAAGUUGCUAUAUAUUUCACUCAGGAGUGAUGAAUAAAGACAGAGUAUAUAUCCAUGUUGGCAGUUAUUCGCACCGGCAUUUCAAUGGUCAGAAUGUAUCUCUUGCUUCGCGCGCCUCGAAACGUUCCCGGACACUGAGACUAGUCUGUUUUCCUUUCAUGAAACGCAGGGGAAAGACAGCAACAUCUUCAUGUGUGAGAAUGUGUAUCCGCAGUGUCAAAAGGAACCGAAAUUCUGACGAAAUAUCUCAAGUUGUCAACUAUUGUCAAA
This is a messenger RNA of Penaeus indicus, 2831 nucleotides long. RefSeq names its product cell adhesion molecule 3-like. The record is from RefSeq and is a predicted model, not a curated record. Lineage: Eukaryota; Metazoa; Arthropoda; Malacostraca; Decapoda; Penaeidae. The coding region runs from base 414 to 1334 and encodes 306 amino acids. The transcript is spliced from 7 exons.